This is a messenger RNA of Fusarium falciforme, 1827 nucleotides long. RefSeq lists its product as hypothetical. The record is from RefSeq and is a predicted model, not a curated record. Bases 1 to 1827 code for a protein of 608 amino acids. The transcript has 8 exons. Lineage: Eukaryota; Fungi; Ascomycota; Sordariomycetes; Hypocreales; Nectriaceae.
AUGGGCCAUCCUGGAGGCGCUGGCAUCGUUUCUGCCAACACAACAUCGGUUCAGGAAGACGGGUCCGGGCUCAAGCUUGUUGCAGGCCCCGAUGCCGACUACCAGCCGACCCACUCCCACGACGAGGAGGAGCCUGUGAUUCAGUUCCCCAAGCGCGAAUCGGCGGCUCCGGUAGAGCUCUUCUACGAUCUCUGGUUCGUCGCCAACCUCAACGUCUUCACGACACUGCACCCCAUCACCGACGUUACCAACCUGGGUUCCUUUAUCCAGUAUUUUCUGCUGCUCUGGAUCACCUGGCUCACCACUACCGUCCACGAUGUCCGCUUUGGCCAAGAUGGUGUCUUUGAGCGUGUCGCCCGCGCUGCUCACCUCACGGUCAUGAUUGGUUUCUCGGCCGGUGGCGUCUCGUUCAGCCAGACAAAGCAACUCCAGCCCAUCUUCAAAGUCAUGUCCCUCUGCCUCAUGUGCUCCCGCUUCGUCCUCGCCAUCCAAUACGGCGUCGUCCUGUUCUACGCCCGCCGCAACCGCCGAAGCCGAAACAACCUCGCCCUCGCCGUGCUGCUACACCUUGUGCCCGCCUUUAUCUACAUGGGAGCCACUAUUGCCAUGGCGAGGGGCAGCAACGCCGAGAUCGACUACCUGUGGUGGGCCGUUGCCCUGGCCGAGCUGGCUGCCCUCAUGGCGCACGCCACUCUGUCCAAGACGCUCAGCUUCAGCGGCACGCACCUGACGGAGCGUCUCAACCUCCUCACUCUGAUUGUCAUCGGAGAAGGCAUCAUCAUCCUCGCCAAGACCAUUACCAAGAUUGUGAAGUACACCUACCUCAAGGACCCCACCACGAGCUGGUCCUCUGCCCUCUUUGGCCUCAUCGCCUGUGGCGCUGUCAUCCUCUACUUUACCUUCCAGCUCUACUUUGACUGGAUGGAUCACCACAGCCACAUGUCUCCGAUUAAAACGGCCCUUUGGACGACCCUCCACCUCCCCUUCCACAUUGCCAUUGUCCUCACUGUCGAAGGCAGUGGCCAGUGGAUCACGGCGCGACGCACCUUUGAGGCCAUCAACGAAGCCAUCGCCUCCUUCUUGGCUGGCUUUUCCAAAGGCCUGAACAGCGGCCUCGGCGGACAGGGCGUAUACAAUGAGCUGGUCGUCGCGUUGGGAAAGACCUACGAGACGUACACGUUCAGCGUCAAGACUGUGAGCACCAUGGACAAGGCACUUGAAGAGCUUCUGGUGAUUCCCGACUCGUACUGGAAGUCGUUCGACGCCGACCGGGCCCUUGAGAACCCCGUCGGUAAUGACACGUACGUCGUUGAGAUCAUUGGGACCCUGGAGACCUCGCUGGCGAACGGCAUUUUCGACACCUAUGGGCUUACCACUUCGUCAAAGUCCAAGGCUCUGGCUGAUAGCCAAGCUUAUUUAAGUGAUACCGAGGCAGUUGCCUUCUUCGCCGUGUUCGAGCGCCUUCGUAUGAUUUUCAUUUACGUCUUUGUGGCUGGUGGCGCUGCCCUGUUGCUCCUGGCUACCAUGCACCUCAUGCAGAAGCCCAAGGGCUGGUCCGUCUUCCACCUUAUCCGCCUUGGCUUUCUCACCAUCGCCGGCGUCACCCUCUGCCUCGUUGCGCUUAUCGGCACCAACGAUACUAUGACGGGAGACAUGAUUGGCAAGCCUUGGUCGCUUCCCAUUAUCGCCCUUGUCUAUCUCGUCGCCCUUGUUGGAAGCCACCUGCCAACCCCUCGCGGCUUGAAGACGUCUCACAGCAACCAGAUGGAGAUGGGCGAGCACAACAAGCCGGGCGACACUGCUCGAAGCUCGCCGUACCACGAUUAA